Molecule: messenger RNA, 345 nt
Organism: Oikopleura dioica
Lineage: Eukaryota; Metazoa; Chordata; Appendicularia; Copelata; Oikopleuridae
Source: the annotation of a GenBank genome assembly
AUGAAAGUGUCUGCGGUUCUUGCUUCUUGCGUUGCUGGAGGCUUUCAAUUGGGCACUGACUACAACUUCGAGUGCCAGGAAAAUGGAAUUCUCGUCACAUCCGAAGACUCUUCGUUUGUCUUGACUGAUCGCGCAAAGAACAUCGAGACGGAAUGCAAAGCAACUUCGCAUUGGAACAAUUCUGGGGGUUCGAUCUACUUGCCGCAAUGCAUCCAAAUAAAAGAAGACACGCGUAACUGGAACGGGCUGAUCAUCACGCGGAAAGAAGGACCUCGCAAGUGGAAGUCGCAGACAAUCUUCGUCGAAUGCGUGACAGGAAAAUCUGAGCAUGACCCUAAACUUUAG